AUGUUUCGACAAGGUUUGUUAUCUAGUCAUGUAAAUCAUCCGAUAAAACGAAAAACCAAACUAUUGAUUCAAGAACCAUUAAUUAUCGAAGAAUAUUUAGUUCUUUGGAUAGCAGACAACAAUGAUAGUGACACUUUAAAUACAACAUUGAUCACGAAGAUUAUUCCACGUUUGGAUUUCUCUUUUGAUAUUCAACAUUGUAUCGAGAUGAUCAAAGCAUCCUAUGCUAACAAUAAGAUUUUUCUCGUUUCAUCACAUUCCCAGAUAGAAACGCUAUUCAAAAAAGUCGCUCAUCUAUCGAAUAUUUUGGCAAUUUAUGUAUUCGAUCGUGAGCAACGAUUGGCGAUUACUUUAGACGAUUCAAACACAAAAUGGUGUGGUCAAUAUUCUGAUCUCGAAAGUUUAGCAAUUCAAUUGUCUCAUGAUUAUAAACGAUUGAAAGAGACAUCAUCAUUACCGAUCAGUAGCUUUCAUCGAGAACAAAAGGAGAAAACCGUACGAGAUUUAAAUAAAGAAAGUGCUCGAUUUCUCUGGUUACAAUUAUUAAUCGAUAUUCUUAUUCGAACAUCUUGUUAUGAGCAAGCAAAAGAGGAAAUGUUAGAUGAAUGUCGAACAUAUUAUAAAGACAAUGUCAUUUUACUAAGAAAGAUAGAUGAAUUUAGAGAUUAUCAGAAAGCAUUUGAAUUUCAAAAACGAGCAUUAAAAUUUUGGACUCAAGAUUCAUUGAUUCAAAGUAAUCAACAUCACAUUGCUAAUACCUAUGCUCAUCUUGAUGCUGCUUAUCGUCAUCUUGAAUAA
Messenger RNA from Rotaria sp. Silwood1, 798 nucleotides. NCBI's taxonomy places the organism in Eukaryota, Metazoa, Rotifera, Eurotatoria, Philodinida, Philodinidae. The record is from the annotation of a GenBank genome assembly.